UGGGAAGGUUGAUAGCCCAAGUCCUAGAGACAGAACUGCUUGUCCUAGAAUAAUCUUUUUAAGAGACGCGUUAGCCGACGGAGGGACCUUGGAGACUGGCUGAGCAGGGAGCUGGGGGCAGGGAGAAAGGGAGUGGCCGCGUUCCCGCGGUCUGCCGGGAUCCCGCGGGGCCAGGCUGAGGGAGCCGGGGCUGGAGUGGCUGGAGCGACCGAUCACACCCGGUUGCCGUCUGCCACCUCGGUGCGGAAUCCGAGCCGGACUUGCGGAGCGCUCCUCCCCCUCCCCUUCUGCUUCCUUUUCCCUCCCUCUGAAGCGGCGGCGGCAGGCAGGCAGCGGAGCCAGGCUGAGUGGCUCUGAGGCAAGCGGAGGAGCUGGGAUAUGGGGCGUCAGCGGGGGCGGCGGGGCCAGGAGCCCUCCGGAGGGCCUACGAGCGGAGCGGCCCCCGGCGUUUGCUAACGCGUGAGCCGUGGGGGAGCGGGCGCAGGGUGGCACGAGCGGAGGCGGAGGCGGGGCCCGGGCGUGGAGCACCGCUGGGAAAACUGCUGCCUCCGGCCCUGCCCCGCGGCUCCCACCUCCGCCGCGGCCGGUGGCUAUGGAGCUGGCGGGUACCCGACCUGGGGCGACAGAGCAUCCCCGACUCCGGCCGCCCAUGUCCUGGCUGCUGCCGCCGCCGCCUCUCCUGCUGCUACUGCUGCUGCCGGGCCCAGCGGCCUCCCAGCUGCGAUACUCGCUGCCGGAGGAGCAGGCGCCCGGCGCGCUGGUGGGCAACGUGGCUAGCGCGCUGGGGCUGGAACUGCGGCGCUUGGGGCCCGGCUGCCUGCGCAUCAACCAUCUGGGUGCGCCCAGUCCGCGCUACCUGGAGCUGGACCUGACGAGUGGAGCGCUCUUCGUCAACGAGCGCAUUGACCGGGAGGCGCUGUGUGAGCAGCGGCCUCGCUGCCUGCUCAGUUUGGAGGUGCUGGCGCACAGCCCCGUAGCGGUGAGCGCCGUGGAGGUGGAGGUGCUGGACAUCAACGACAACUCGCCGCGCUUCCCGCGGCCCGACUACCGGCUUCAGGUGAGCGAGUCGGUGGCCCCUGGAGCGCGCUUUCACAUAGAGAGCGCGCAGGACCCCGACGUGGGCGCCAACUCGGUGCAGACCUACGAGCUCAGCCCCAGCGAGCACUUUGAGCUGGACCUGAAACCCCUGCAGGAGAACAGUAAGGUGCUGGAGCUGGUGCUGCGGAAGGGCCUGGACCGCGAGCAGGCCGUCUUGCACCACCUGAUUCUCACAGCUGUGGACGGCGGCAGUCCAGCCCGCUCGGGCACCGCACAGAUCUCCGUGCGUGUCCUGGACACUAAUGACAAUUCUCCCACCUUCGACCAGUCCACUUACCGCGUCCAGCUUCGGGAGGACGCCCCGCCAGGCACGCUGGUGGUGAAGCUGAAUGCCUCCGACCCGGAUGAGGGCUCCAAUGGCGAGCUCAGGUACUCCUUGAGCAGCUACACGUCGGACCGGGAGAGGCAGCUCUUCAGCAUCGAUGCCAGCACUGGGGAAGUGCGGGUAAGUGGAGCGCUGGAUUAUGAGGAGGCCUCUUCCUACCAGAUCUAUGUGCAGGCAACUGACCAGGGUCCAGUGCCCAUGGUGGGUCACUGCAAAGUGUUGGUGGACAUCGUGGAUGUGAAUGACAACGCACCAGAGGUAGUGCUCACGGACCUGUACAGCCCAGUGCCUGAGGACGCUGUGUCCAACACCGUUGUGGCCCUCCUCAGUGUCAAUGACCAAGACUCGGGCCUCAACCGGAAGGUGAGUCUGGGCCUGGAGGCCUCUCUGCCUUUCCGACUGAACGGCUUUGGAAACUCCUACACACUGGUGGUGAGCAGUCCGCUGGACCGGGAGCGUGUGCCCGCCUACAACAUCACAGUGACGGCCACCGAUGGGGGAGUACCCCAGCUCACAUCCCAGCGGACGCUGCGGGUUGAGAUCUCUGACAUCAAUGACAACCCACCAAGCUUCCUCCAGGACUCCUACUCCAUCUACAUCGAGGAGAACAACUUGCCAGGGGUGUUGCUCUGCACUGUGCAAGCCACAGACCCAGAUGAGAAGGAGAAUGCGGAGGUGACCUACUCCCUCCUGGAGAGGGAGAUUCAAGGGCUGCCAGUCACCUCCUAUGUCUCCGUUAACAGUGCCAGUGGCAGCCUUUAUGCUGUCAACUCCUUUGACUAUGAGAAGUUUCGGGAGUUCUUUGUGACCGUGGAGGCCCAGGACAAGGGGAGUCCACCACUGAGCAGCACUGUGACCGCCAAUGUGUAUGUGGUGGACAUGAAUGACCAUGCCCCCCACAUACUGUACCCUACCUCAACUAACUCUUCAGCAGCCAUUGAGAUGGUACCUCGGACUGCCCCUGCCGGCUAUCUGGUCACCAAAGUCAUAGCCAUGGAUUCAGACUCUGGCCAAAAUGCUUGGCUCUUUUACCAUCUGGCCCAGACUUCUGACCUGGACCUCUUCAAAGUUGAGCUACACACAGGAGAGAUUAGGACUACCAGGAAGAUGGGAGAUGAGAGUGGAACUACUUUCAACCUGACAGUGGUGGUCCGAGACAAUGGAGAGCCAUCACUAUCAUCCUCCGUGGCCAUUACAGUGGCUGUGGUGGACAGAGUCUCCAGAAUCCUCCCAGAUACUCAGAGACACGUUAAGAAUCCGCGGACAUAUUCUGAAAUUACGCUCUACCUGAUAAUAGCAUUAAGCACAGUGUCUUUUAUAUUUCUUUUGACAAUCAUUGUUUUGAGCAUCAUCAAGUGCUACCGCUACACGGCAUACGGCACCGCGUGCUGUGGGGGCUUCUGUGGAGUGAGGGAGCGCUGCCCCGCCGAACUCAACAAACAGGCCAAUAACAAUAUCGAUGCCAGGAUACCCCAUGGCCUCAAAGUGCAGCCUCACUUCAUUGAAGUGCGAGGGAAUGGCUCCCUCACCAAGACCUACUGCUACAAGGCCUGUCUGACAGCAGGCUCAGGGAGUGACACUUUCAUGUUUUAUAACACAGGGGCACAGACAGGACUGGGGCCUGGGGGAGCCCAAGCAGCUGCGAGUGACAGCAGGCACCUCACAGGCCAAAGUGGGCAGAGUGCCGGGAACCUGAUUAUUCUCAAAAAUGAUGCUGUUUCUCAAAACGAGCCGCGACAGCCCAACCCUGACUGGCGUUACUCUGCCUCCCUCCGAGCGGGAAUGCACAGCUCUGUGCACCUGGAGGAGGCUGGCAUUCUACGGGCUGGUCCAGGAGGGCCUGAUCAGCAGUGGCCAACAGUAUCCAGUGCAACACCAGAACCGGAGGCAGGAGAGGUGUCCCCUCCAGUUGGGGCUGGUGUCAACAGCAACAGCUGGACCUUUAAAUACGGACCAGGCAACCCCAAACAAUCUGGUCCCGGUGAGUUGCCAGACAAAUUCAUUAUCCCAGGAUCUCCUGCAAUCAUCUCCAUCCGGCAGGAGCCUACUAACAGCCAAAUUGACAAAAGUGACUUCAUAACCUUCGGCAAAAAGGAGGAGACCAAGAAAAAGAAGAAAAAGAAGAAGGGUAACAAGACCCAGGAAAAAAAAGAGAAAGGGAACAGCACGACUGACAACAGUGAUCAGUGAGGUCACCUCAUGGAAACAAGCCACUUAGCCAGUUUUUGUAAUAAUGGCAACUCUCUCCCAUGUAGCAACUCCCCACUCCUUUCUCCUGUCUCCAUGAGCCCUCUCCUAUAGACCUCAGAAAUCUGCAGAAAGUUCCCUGUGUCUAUGUAGAUCCCAUUGAACAGGUUUUGUCUUGAAAGCUUUACUAAGUCUGGUGUUAACUCUUUCUCUCCACUCUGGCUUGUUUUCAGAACCUAAAAAGCAGACCCAAGUUUCCUUUCUCCUCCGCCGCAAAGGAGAGGCUUCCCAGUCCCGCCAGUGAGAGGUUGGAAACUCUCUGCCCUGUGCUCCGGGGAUGCUGUCUUGAUGACACUUGCAGGGCAG
Lutra lutra (Eurasian river otter) is the source of this 3976-nucleotide messenger RNA. RefSeq names its product protocadherin alpha-C2. The transcript is spliced from 4 exons. NCBI's taxonomy places the organism in Eukaryota, Metazoa, Chordata, Mammalia, Carnivora, Mustelidae. Gene Ontology annotation, molecular function: calcium ion binding. Gene Ontology annotation, cellular component: plasma membrane. The coding region runs from base 593 to 3613 and encodes 1006 amino acids. The record is from RefSeq and is a predicted model, not a curated record. Gene Ontology annotation, biological process: homophilic cell-cell adhesion.